Messenger RNA from Nematostella vectensis (starlet sea anemone), 1160 nucleotides. RefSeq names its product ketosamine-3-kinase. The record is from RefSeq and is a predicted model, not a curated record. The transcript has 8 exons. Bases 42 to 962 code for a protein of 306 amino acids. Lineage: Eukaryota; Metazoa; Cnidaria; Anthozoa; Actiniaria; Edwardsiidae.
CGCUGUAUGGGGCUCACUGUGGGCUCAGGGUGGAAUCCAAUAUGGCGCGCGUGAUUUCCGACGAGGCCUUGGAGGCUUUCUUGAAGAAAGAGCUCAAUACAAGUAAACUUGUGAGCACCGGCCACUUCGGAGGCGGUUGCAUUAACGAGGGUCAAAGCUAUGAUACGGACCAUGGGGUGAUUUUUGUGAAAAUUAACAAGAAAGAUGAGUCGAGAAGGAUGUUUGAGGGGGAGUAUUUGUCCCUUGAUUUGUUGGACAAAACGGGAGCAGUUGUCGUCCCAAAGCCAAUCAAGGUGUUAGAUCACCCUGGAGGAAGUGGUUCAAUGUUAGUCAUGAAACAUCUGGAUAUCAAGACCCUGAAGAACUACCAAGCUGAGCUUGGUGGACAGCUUGCAAGAUUGCAUCUGCAUAAUAUAGAGAAAUUGAAUAGAGGAGAUGCUGAUGCCGUCUCAAAGUUUGGGUUCCCAGGAAUCACUUGUUGUGGCUACAUCCCUCUUAACAACCAGUGGUAUGACAACUGGGUGGAUUUCUUUGUGGAAUCAAGACUGGAGCUGCAACUUGUCAUGGUUCUAAAGGAGGGAAGUGACCCUGAGCUGCAGACCUUGUGGGAGAAACUCAAAGCAAAGAUUCCCGAGUACUUUGCUGGUUUGGACAUCAAGCCAAGUCUGCUGCAUGGGGACUUAUGGGGUGGAAAUGUGGGAGAGGUUGAAUCUAACCCAGUGAUAUUUGACCCAGCCUCAUUCUAUGGCCAUCACGAGUUUGAGCUCGGCAUCGCUGGCAUGUUUGGAGGAUUCAGUCCUGAGUUCUACGAUGCCUAUCACAAGCUCAUCCCCAAAGCCCCAGGCUUCGAUGAUCGCCAUAACCUUUACCAGCUCUUCCAUUAUCUUAAUCAUUGGAAUCAUUUUGGUAGCUGUUAUCGUCCAGCGGCCCUAAACAUUAUGAGGAAGCUGACGGCCAUUUGAUGAGCGCUUAGAACCACUUUUUUUCGACACUAUGCUUGACAGCUUCCACUAUGCCAGGCGUGUGAAAUGCUGUAUAGUGAUCUAAGAUGGCUAUUAUCAAAACCGAUUGGACUAAGAACACGUGAUUUGAACAGGGAUAAAUAACGAGGUCUGAGACUUCUGUAAUGUGUUGACGUGCAAUAAAAAUUUCUUUGUGCA